Mustela erminea (ermine) is the source of this 2708-nucleotide messenger RNA. It is a transcript of the gene CREB3L1, whose product is annotated as cAMP responsive element binding protein 3 like 1. Gene Ontology annotation, molecular function: cAMP response element binding; DNA-binding transcription factor activity, RNA polymerase II-specific. NCBI's taxonomy places the organism in Eukaryota, Metazoa, Chordata, Mammalia, Carnivora, Mustelidae. The record is from RefSeq and is a predicted model, not a curated record. The coding region runs from base 485 to 2047 and encodes 520 amino acids. Gene Ontology annotation, biological process: regulation of transcription by RNA polymerase II. The transcript is spliced from 12 exons.
GCUGGGCUAACCAGCCCGGGGUUCCCGGUUUCACAGAGAGGAAAGUGACAGAAGCUGUGCAGAGGGAGACGCAGAGAGAGCAGAGCGCCGGGCAGCCACCCAGUCUCGGGGGAGCGCUUAGCUCCCCCACCCCCGGCUGCCACCCUGUCCGGGGGGGCUCCUCAAGCCCUCAGCCCCACUCCCAGGCUCCCCAUGGAAGCCAGCUGUGCCCCGGGAGGAGCCGGAGGAGGAGGAGUCGGCUAAAUGCUCGCGGUGCGCCCGGGGCCCCUGAGCCCAGCCUGCUCCGCGCCGCUGCCCUAAGGCCCCCGCGCCCCCGGCGCCCCCUACCCGGGGCCGCGCCGCCCCUGCCCGCCCCUCCCCGGGGCUUUGCCCCAGACCUGCCCCCGCCCGCUAGCCUGCGCUCAGACAGGAGCUCUGGGCCGGGUGCGCCGCCGCCCUGGAGUGAGGGAAGCCCAGGCGAAGGGGGUCUCCGGAGCCGGCCGCGAUGGACGCCGUCUUGGAGCCCUUCCCGGCCGACAGGCUGUUCCCUGGAUCCAGCUUCCUGGACUUGGGGGAUCUGAACGAGUCGGAUUUCCUCAACAAUGCGCACUUUCCAGAGCACCUGGACCACUUUGCGGAAAACAUGGAGGACUUCUCCAACGACCUGUUCAGCAGUUUCUUUGAUGAUCCCGUGCUGGACGAGAAGAGCCCUCUACUGGACAUGGAACUGGACUCCCCCACCCCAGGCAUCCAGGCUGAGCACAGCUACUCCCUGAGCGGUGACUCGGCGCCUCAGAGCCCCCUCGUGCCCAUCAAGAUGGAGGACACCACCCAAGACGUGGAACAUGGAGCAUGGGUGCUGGGACACAAACUGUGCUCCGUCAUGGUGAAGCAGGAGCAGAGCCCGGAGCUGCCCGUGGACCCUCUGGCUGCCUCCUCGGCCAUGGCCGCUGCUGCCGCCAUGGCCGCCCCCCCGCUGCUGGGCCUCAGCCCCCUGUCCAGGCUGCCCAUCCCCCACCAGGCCCCAGGAGAGAUGACUCAGCUGCCAGUGAUCAAAGCAGAGCCCCAGGAGGUGAAUCAGUUCCUCAAAGUGACAUCGGAGGACCUGGUGCAGAUGCCUCUGACGCCCCCCAGCAGCCACGGCAGCGACAGUGACGGCUCCCAGAGUCCCCGCUCUCUGCCCCCCUCCAGCCCUGUCCGGCCCAUGGCCCGCUCGUCCACGGCCAUCUCCACUUCCCCCCUUCUCACCGCCCCUCACAAACUACAAGGGACAUCAGGGCCACUGCUCCUGACAGAGGAGGAGAAACGCACCCUGAUUGCUGAGGGCUACCCCAUCCCCACGAAACUCCCCCUCACCAAAGCCGAAGAAAAGGCCUUAAAGAGGGUCCGGAGAAAAAUCAAGAAUAAGAUCUCGGCCCAGGAGAGCCGCCGUAAGAAGAAGGAGUACGUGGAAUGUCUAGAAAAGAAGGUGGAGACAUUUACAUCAGAGAACAACGAACUGUGGAAGAAGGUAGAGACCCUGGAGAAUGCCAACAGGACCCUGCUCCAGCAGCUGCAGAAGCUCCAGACUCUGGUCACCAACAAGAUCUCAAGACCUUACAAAAUGGCCGCCACCCAGACUGGGACCUGCCUCAUGGUGGCAGCCUUGUGCUUCGUUCUGGUGCUGGGCUCCCUUGUGCCCUGCCUCCCUGAGUUCUCCUCCAGCUCCCAGACUGUGAAGGAAGACCCUGUGGCUGCUGACAGCGUCUACACAGCCAGUCAGAUGCCCUCCCGGAGCCUCCUGUUCUACGAUGAGGGGGCAGGCUCGUGGGAGGAUGGCCGCAGCGCCCUGCUGCCCGUGGAGCCCCCAGACGGCUGGGAGAUCAAGCCCGGGGGGCCGGCUGAGCAGCGGCCCCAGGACCACCUGCAGCAUGACCACCUGGACAGCACCCACGAGACCACCAAGUACCUGAGCGAGGCCUGGCCGAAAGACAUCAGUGGAAACGGUACCAGCCCGGACUUCUCUCACCCCAAGGAGUGGUUCCGUGAGAGGGAUCUCGGCCCCAAUACCACCAUCAAACUCUCCUAGGCGCAUCAAGACCCAGGACACAGGACGUCCCCUCUGGCACCUGGAAGAGGGGUGGUCUUGCUCUCUAACCCGGAUCCAGAUUGUCCCCCUGCCCCCUGGGCUCCCACCCCAGGAGAAGGGGUUCCACUUUUCCCCAGCCCUUCUUUGCCCCAUUCCCUACCAGGGCCUCUCCUUUCCCCAUCACAUUUGGACUGUUCCCUUGGGCGGACCACUCUGUUCUCACCUCUCCCUCCCACAGCCAUCCGUCCUUCUCAGAUAAACCACUCACUGGGCUGACCCCCUCCUUUCUCAUAAUGACCGACUGGACCACUGCCUCCCUGCCCCCACCCACAAACACACCCAUCAACACACCAACACACACCCCCCUCACCCCCCACCCCACUGUACAGAGACCAAGAACAGAAAUUGUUUGUAAAUAAUGAACCUUAUUUUUUAUUAUUGCCAAUCCCCUAAAAUAUUGUAUUUUACAAGUCUCCAUCCUCCCUUCACCCCUCCCUUGUUUUAUAUUUUAUGAAGUUAGUGCGGGCUUUGCUCUUCCCCUGGCCCUCAUCCGGCCUCCCCUGCCGCUGCCCAAGCCGCUGGGCCUUUUUAAUUGCCAAACUGCUUCUUCCAUCAGCUCAGCACAAGCUUUAAGAAGGCAAAAGUAAAAAAAAAAAAAAAA